Messenger RNA from Parnassius mnemosyne (clouded apollo), 1356 nucleotides. The record is from the annotation of a GenBank genome assembly. NCBI's taxonomy places the organism in Eukaryota, Metazoa, Arthropoda, Insecta, Lepidoptera, Papilionidae.
AUGGAAAAUUUGAAAAAUAUUUGGAAACCUGAACUAUAUCGCAUACAACUGGAAGCACCAAUACCUAAGCGAAUAACGUGUGAAAAUUGUCCAGAUCGACCAGAGUUCUAUGGAAAAGAAUACCAUGGCAUAUUGGGUCAUAAGGAGGCCUCAUCACUACUUGAAAAUGAGCCAAAUGGAGCCUUCUUAAUUCGAAAAGGAAAUGAACAUAAUGAUUUUUAUACAUUAACAUGGAGGUUCAAUGACAAAAUACAUCACUACAAACUAUAUUAUGACGGUACACAUUAUAUUAAAGAUAAGAGGUAUGAUACAAUCUACGACUUGGUGGCCGAUGGCCUGAUCACAUGCCACAUGGAAAUUAAAGCCCAUCACAUCCUCGAGAUGAUAAACUCGAGGACCAGCUAUACAGACAGCCCCUAUGUGACAUUAAAUAGGCGCAAAAUGAAUACAUUGUCUCAAAUACAUCAGGCAUCAAAUAGGUCUAGUCCAGUCAAUACCAAAUUAGAAAGCAAAAUUAAACCAGACCUUACUAUAAAAAAGACUUGUGAUCUGACACCUACAGUAGAAGACAAUUCAUUGUUGUACAAAUAUUCAAAAUCACAUAGUUUCAAAGUUCAUACAUUUAAGGGCCUCAAUUGGUGUGAGCUGUGUGCUAAUUUUCUCUGGGGUUUUACUGCACAGGGUGUUAAGUGUGAAGAUUGUGGUUUUAUAGCCCAUUCUAAGUGUUCUGAGCGGGUGCCAAAUCACUGCUUACCAGAUUUGAAAAAACUGCGCGGUGUGUUCGGCAUAGAUCUAACGACGCUACUGAAUGCGCACUCAAGUACACUGCCCUUUGUUGUGAGAAAAUGCGUGAAUGAAAUCGAGGCUAGAGGCAUGGACUCUGAGGGCAUUUACCGUGUUUCUGGUUUUGCGGAUGAGAUUGAAGCAUUAAAGAUGGCCUUUGACAAAGAUGGUGAAGCGACGGAUUUAAGUGUGUUUAGUAAUAUAAAUGUAAUAGCAGGAACUCUGAAACUUUACCUACGUCUUUUACCCGUGCCUCUCAUCACGUACGAGGUUCAUCCGAAACUUUUGAGUGCUAUACAAACGAAGGCAGCAGGGGUUCAAGUGACGAUGCUCCGCGAAUGUCUGGAUUCAUUGCCGCCAGCGCAUUUCAACUGUCUGCAGUAUAUGGUUCAACAUUUACAUCGAGUAUCUCAAUUAGCGGAAGUGAAUAAAAUGAGUGCACAUAACUUGAGUACCGUCUUCGCUCCAACCCUGGUGGCGACUCCCCCCGCCAUCACCGAUCUGGCAUUCGAGAUCCGAGCUUUACAAGCCCUCAUCGAAUAUUGCCCACAAAUAUAUUAUGGAAAUAAGUGA